AUGAUAAUAUUUGCUUCAAACGUGGUCAUAUUUUCGCAGACGAAUGAAUCUUUCACAUUUGGAAGGAAAACCGAUCUGAACACUUUGAUUCAUCAGUUUCUGUUAAUGUGUGGAUAUGACUAUAUUUGUCAUAUUUCAAAUUUCCCAAUGUUGACUUUCCCAGCCCCGGACGAAUCAUACAACAUCACGGGGGUGUGUCCCACUUGUCAUUGUGAUAACGAAUGCAUGUCACGUGGUGACUGUUGCCCGGAUGUAUACUUUGCUUUGCCACCGAUGACCUGUGUUAACACCACGCUUUUAAAUGCAACUUAUUCGUCUAAAAUUAGAAAACUUACACCCAAACCACCAUCUUAUGAAAUCGUCAGUUCAUGCCCAAACGGAACCGGAAGUAGAGACCGAAACAGAUGUGAAAAAACAUAUUCAAUUAAAGAACUGCUUAUUCGACCGCCGGUUGCCUCGACAAAGUUCCCAGUUAGUUAUAAAAACAAAUAUUGUGCAAAAUGUAAUGGUGAAAAUAACACAUCUAACUGGAUCCUCGAUAUUGACUGUCUCAAGUUCGCCGAUUUUAAUUUUCUAUCGACAUAUCAGGAAAUCAUUGAUCAAGCUCGUAAUAGAAAAUGUCGAAUGAGGUAUACCCCGAUGCAGCACCCAGUUCGCCCGUGUGAACUUAAAAUACAACCUAAAGAUAAAAAGAUUACCCGUUCUUGUAACGUUUUCGGAUCUUGGAAAGCAUUCAAUCAGGCAAUCAAAUUAGCAUGCGAGUCGACAUAUCAAUUACAAUUCCGCCAAUACAAAAAUGUGUUUUGUUACAUGUGUAAUCCACCUACACAUAUAUCUGAUGACGUCAUCGGCCGAUGCAAUACGACCGGGAUGUGGUAUCCUUAUGACGCGGGUUUAGAACGCGCGUGUUUGUACCAUUCAGCUUCACAAAAUACACGUCCAUUCAAAAACAUAUUUUGUUAUCUAUGUAACAGGAUAGCCAACGACAAUGAAAUGUUCUAUGACGUCACUACCGCCAUUAAAGAAAAAAUGUCUAUCAUUGCUAGAAAACGAACUCGCUUUUAUUCGUAUAUCAUAAAGACAGGCAAGAUUCGGACGAAUCACCUACGCUACAUCUAUACUGUUCUCAACAUGCAGGGGUUACCUAUCGACAUUAAUAUUGAUAUGCAUGUUGAUAGACCUGAAAAGAGUUUAAUCGUAAGAAAGAAUGACAGGCAUCUCAAUGUCACAAACUUGAUCUACAAAAUGUUUGCAGUCCGCCCCUUUGACCAGUUUUGUGAUAACGCCUUAGUCCCGUUACAAUACGUAUUGGUAGUGUUUAAGAAAUGCUCCUGUCAGCCAUCCUCCUGUCUGUUUCGUCCCGGGAGGAUAUGCUGUCUUGACGCCUCGUUGACUUAUCCAGCAUCAUGUAUCGAUACGUUUGCAGUAAGAUCAAACCAACGACAACAUAAUACUAAAAAUGUAUUCGUUACGGAUGGUUGUUGGAAUGACGCGGGACAUCCAGUCAUCCGGAACCGAUGCACAUCCAAUAAUCCGACGGAUGCAAGUUCAUUCCUACCACUGGUUGAACGAAUACAGAAUACGCAUUACAAGAGUUUUGACUGUUACCUGUGUAACAGAAAUAUUACCCAGAUAAAUCCGACGAAUAGAAUAGAAAAAAUUGCAAAACGAAAAAACUACUUUUUAUCUGACGUUAACAUCAUGUGUGAAUCUGUUUUAGAUUUUAGCCAUCUUGUGUCGUUCAUGGAUGUAAUAAACCUCUCAAAACAUAUAAAUUGUGAUGUUCAGUUUCGCAUGAACAGAGGAACUCAACGAUUCAAUCCUAACUUCCCACUGGUUAAAUGUAUCAAACACACACGGCUCGUUAGUAGAUGUAACGUCACUGGAAACUGGCCUGUGUUUGACCCAGAUGUCGCGUGGGCGUGUGAGAUAGCCCCCGGCAACACCUUAGCAGGAUAUAAAAGAUUCAAAAAUUUCUACUGUUACCUGUGUAAUCCGGAACAUGUGGUUACUGACGUCAUUUCAACCUGUAACGAAACUGGACAAUGGCAGCAUUACAAUAUGAACUACGAGAAAGCGUGUCAUCUCUUCCCGAGAAUAUACAGCUAUCCGCAAUAUAAAAACAUAUUUUGUGAAAUCUGUAAUUCAGCGGGAAUUCCAGAAAUACUUCCAGAUCCACAAGGUCAUAGGUCGGAUCUGUCACCACGAUCCAGAACUGAUCCUUCGUUCUCGUUCCAACUGACUUUCCGGUCUAUAUUUUCUGUCGCGGAGUACGAUGACUCUCAACCUGAAGUGAAUGGUGAGAGAUGUCGGAAACAUCAAAUAUACGAUUAUCGCAAGGACCAAUGUCGUAACAUAUCAUGUUUUCCCGGAAAAGUUCUUAACGAUAGCAGUUGCAUCCCUUUAUUGACGAUAACGAACAAUUUACGGUACACAUUAUCCAUCGAAUUCAAUGGUCAUCUCCAAGGAAACAACACAAACGCUCUAGAUUUCCUUAAGUCUGUGGAAAUUGGUAUCAAACAGCAUAUUUCUAAAAUGUUCGGGGUAAGAGAAUUUAAAUUUGAUAAUUUUCUUCUUUUAUCUAAUUUUCCGUGCGAAUCGAACUCGGCAUAUAUCAACACAGAAAACAUCAAACUGUUUCUGUAUACAACGCUUCAUAUUGAGGGAUACGUACCACGUUUUCGGACGGAAAAUUCUUUGUUGGAAAACACAUCUGAUCUAUGGAAUGUGACUAUUAAGAGAAUCAAAGUUUUAGAACUUGCUGCCAAGACAAGUCUUACAGCUGUGAUGACACCUUCGAUUAUCCAGAAAGCCUCAUUCAAAGAAACAUGUUACAUUCAAAGAUUUUCAGAUCAUAGUUUUGUUCCAUGGCAGACAUUUAGGUCGGUCUAUGUAUCAAAAGUUCUUUUAUGUCAACAAAUUGAACUGGAAAGUGACGAGUAUGACAUCAACAUGAUUAAAAUGGAGCUAACGAUUCACAGCAUCGGAAAGACUCUUCCGUUUGACAAAUUCCAAAGAUCUUCCCACGGAAGAGUCCGUGUUUGUGUGGAAGAUGUAGAAGCCAUUUCGGACCCAGUGUUUGAAGAUGUAGACUCUGCCCUUGCCAUCCUAACUCUAGUCUGUAAUAUCGCUUCCCUGAUAUGUCUCUUUCUCACAUUCAUUGUCUAUCUUGUAAAUCCAACCCUCCAGUCCAUACCAGGCAUCAAUAACAUGUGUCUGGUGUUUGCCCUGUUCUUCACACAAUUAUCGUUCCAGUUUGGAUUAACAGUAUCUCUAGAUUCAACAUUUUGUGAAGUCAUUGGUAUAAUUUUGCACGUGUUGUGGUUGUCAAUGUUUGGGUGUGUGAAUAUUUGUUCGUUUCAUAUGUUCCGGGUUUUCAGUGGAAUAGGUAGUUAUCACGCUCUACAUAACAAAGUGAAGACGUUAAGAAAAUAUGUUAUGUACUCAUUCGGACUUCCGGUUGUCAUCGUCUUUGUUAAUACUGUAUUUACACUUGGCUUCAACAAAGGGCAGACAACUGGGUACGGAGUUGACAAAUGUUUCAUAUCAAGUAAAAUAUCAUUUAUUGUAACGUUUUUGCUUCCAGUAAUCUUAGUUUGUUUGUCGAACAUAAUUUUCUUUUCAAUCACGGCCUAUAAGAUACGUAAUACUCCUCGCGUAGACAGUAACCAGGAAAAUCACCGCCAUUUUGGAAUCUAUGUCAAAUUGUUUAUUAUAACAGGUGUCUCUUGGUUAGCAACGGUAAUUGAAGCAUUUUUUCCUCUGUCGGUAGUUUCGUAUCUAACUACAAUUUUGAAUGGCAGUCAGGGUGUGUUGAUUUUUCUUGGAUUUAUUGUCAAUAAAAGGGUUUACGUACUGUUGAAAGAAGGUUAUGAAAACGCGAGUCGGAGACUUAGCAGAACCAUCUCCCCACCAGCUACUCAGACAAGCAGCGUUGCUCUUAGUUCUUCGUCAGAAAGCCGCUGA
Messenger RNA from Ylistrum balloti, 3966 nucleotides. RefSeq lists its product as uncharacterized. Lineage: Eukaryota; Metazoa; Mollusca; Bivalvia; Pectinida; Pectinidae. The transcript has 2 exons. Gene Ontology annotation, biological process: G protein-coupled receptor signaling pathway; cell surface receptor signaling pathway. Gene Ontology annotation, molecular function: G protein-coupled receptor activity. Bases 1 to 3966 code for a protein of 1321 amino acids. Gene Ontology annotation, cellular component: membrane. The record is from RefSeq and is a predicted model, not a curated record.